Molecule: messenger RNA, 2016 nt
Organism: Rangifer tarandus platyrhynchus (Svalbard reindeer)
Lineage: Eukaryota; Metazoa; Chordata; Mammalia; Artiodactyla; Cervidae
Source: the annotation of a GenBank genome assembly
AUGGCGGCGGGCGGCGCGGAGGGCGGCUCGGGGCCCGGCGCCGCCAUGGGGGAUUGUGCGGAAAUCAAGUCGCAGUUCCGCACCCGCGAGGGCUUCUACAAGCUGCUCCCCGGCGACGGCGCCGCCCGCAGAUCGGGUCCGGCUUCCGCCCAGACCCCGGCGCCGCCCCAGCCGCCGCAGCCCCCGCCCGGCCCUGCCUCUGCCUCGGGCCCCGGCGCCGCGGGCCCCGCUCCGUCCCCUCCGCCUGCAGGCCCCGGGCCCGGGCCCGCGCUGCCUGCGGUGCGCCUAAGCCUCGUGCGCCUCGGGGAGCCCGACGGCGCCGGGGCCGGGGAGCCGCCCGCCACGCCCGCGGGGCUGGGCGCCGGGGGAGACCGCGUCUGCUUCAACUUGGGCCGCGAGCUCUAUUUCUACCCGGGCUGCUGUCGCCGUGGGAGCCAACGGUCCAUUGACCUCAACAAGCCAAUUGACAAGCGGAUCUAUAAGGGCACUCAGCCCACCUGCCAUGACUUCAACCAGUUCACUGCUGCCACGGAAACCAUCUCCCUGCUGGUGGGAUUCUCAGCCGGUCAAGUCCAGUACCUGGAUCUCAUUAAGAAGGACACCAGCAAACUAUUCAAUGAGGAGCGGCUCAUCGACAAGACCAAGGUGACGUAUCUGAAGUGGCUGCCCGAGUCAGAGAGCCUGUUCCUGGCGUCCCAUGCCAGCGGCCACCUGUACCUGUACAACGUGGGCCACCCAUGCGCCUCCGCGCCGCCGCAGUACAGCCUCCUGAAACAGGGUGAGGGCUUCGCCGUCUACGCCGCCAAGAGCAAGGCGCCUCGCAACCCGCUGGCCAAGUGGGCCGUGGGCGAGGGGCCCCUCAACGAGUUCGCCUUCUCACCCGACGGCCGGCACCUGGCCUGCGUCAGCCAGGAUGGCUGCCUGCGCGUCUUCCACUUCGACUCCAUGCUCCUGCGGGGGCUCAUGAAGAGCUACUUUGGGGGCCUGCUCUGCGUGUGCUGGAGCCCCGACGGGCGCUACGUCGUGACGGGGGGCGAAGACGACCUGGUCACCGUGUGGUCCUUCACGGAGGGCCGCGUGGUGGCCCGGGGCCACGGCCACAAGUCCUGGGUCAACGCUGUGGCCUUCGACCCCUACACCACGAGGGCAGAGGAGGCAGCGGAUGAGGGCGCCGACGGGGAGCGGAGCGGCGAGGAGGAGGAGGAGCCGGAGGCCGGGAGCACAGGCUCGGGCGGGGGCGCCCCGCUCUCCCCACUCCCCAAGGCCGGCUCCAUCACCUACCGCUUUGGCUCGGCCGGCCAGGACACGCAGUUCUGCCUGUGGGACCUCACCGAAGACGUGCUCUACCCACACCCUCCCCUGGCCCGCACGCGCACCCUCCCAGGCACGCCUGGCACCACGCCGCCUGCUGCCAGCGGCUCGCGGGGUGGGGAGCCGGGCCCCGGGCCCCUGCCCCGCUCGCUGUCCCGCUCCAACAGCCUCCCGCACCCCGCGGGCAGCGGCAAGGCGGGCGCCCCCGGCACCGCGGCAGAGCCCGGCACGCCCUUCAGCAUCGGCCGCUUCGCCACGCUCACGCUGCAAGAGCGGCGGGACCGGGGGGCCGAGAAAGAGCACAAGCGCUACCACAGUCUGGGCAACAUCAGCCGGGGUGGCAGUGGGGGUGGGGGCGGCGGGGACAAGCCCAGCGGUCCCGCCCCCCGAAGCCGGCUGGACCCCGCCAAGGUUCUGGGCACCGCGCUUUGCCCGCGCAUCCACGAGGUGCCGCUGCUGGAGCCGCUGGUGUGCAAGAAGAUAGCCCAGGAGCGGCUUACAGUCCUCCUCUUCCUGGAGGACUGCAUCAUCACCGCCUGCCAGGAGGGCCUCAUCUGCACCUGGGCCCGGCCGGGCAAGGCGUUCACAGACGAGGAGACCGAGGCCCAGACAGGGGAAGGAAGUUGGCCCAGGUCACCCAGCAAGUCAGUGGUAGAGGGCAUCUCCUCCCAGCCAGGCAACUCCCCAAGCGGCACAGUGGUGUGA